Cornus florida is the source of this 1840-nucleotide messenger RNA. RefSeq names its product patatin-like protein 2. The transcript has 7 exons. Gene Ontology annotation, biological process: lipid metabolic process. Lineage: Eukaryota; Viridiplantae; Streptophyta; Magnoliopsida; Cornales; Cornaceae. Gene Ontology annotation, molecular function: glycerophospholipase activity; monoacylglycerol lipase activity. The record is from RefSeq and is a predicted model, not a curated record. Bases 425 to 1639 code for a protein of 404 amino acids.
GACAUUUUUAAUGUUCAAACCUACAAUUCUCUUAUUAUGGUCUUACCUACAAUACCAACUUACAGUGACUACCGUACUAUAUAUAGGAUUUUCCAUGGAAUCUUCAAUUGUCCUGUGGGACCUUUCAAUGUGCAUCCGUACUUAUAUACACGCCAAGUAACUACAAAUUCAGUCAAAAAAAAAAAAAAUUUAAGUACCAUAUUUUUACAACACUUGAAACAGUCAACUCACAGUCUCUAUAAAUAGGUACCCUCACCUUGUUCAAAUGGUACUCAGGGUUUCAGGAAUUCAUUUAUAUUCUUCAAGGCUCUUGAAAUUGUAACUUCAAAACCUACCUUCAGUUUAUCCAUCAGCACGUACUCUAAAACUUAAAUCUUUUUCUCCCCUCUCUCUCUCUUCGUACAUACCUUCUCCUGAAUUUAUCAUGGAAGGAGCAAAAUCAACUUUACAGCCUCCAACUUUCGGAAAUUUGAUCACCAUUCUUAGCAUUGAUGGUGGUGGAAUUAGAGGAAUUAUCCCCGGGAUUAUCCUUAACUUCCUAGAGUCCCAACUCCAGAAACUGGACGGUGAGGAUGCAAGAAUUGCAGACUAUUUCGACGUGAUUGCAGGAACAAGCACUGGCGGUCUUGUGACUGCCAUGCUAACAACACCAAAUGAAAAGAACCGCCCAACGUUUGCUGCCAAAGACAUCAAGGAAUUCUACCUCCAACACUGCCCUAAAAUCUUCCCUCAGGACAGUUGUCCAUUUGCUCAUGCUACAAAAGUCAUGAAGGCUCUCUCAGGACCCAAAUAUGAUGGCAAGUAUCUCCACAAUAUCGUUAAAGAAAAACUGGGAAACACAAGGUUGCACCAAACAUUAACUAAUGUUGUGAUCCCUACUUUCGACAUCAAGAAACUUCAACCAACCAUCUUCUCAAGUUAUCAGGCGAAGAACAACCCAAGCUUAGAUGUCUUACUCUCCGAUGUAUGUAUUUCGACUUCAGCUGCCCCAACCUAUCUUCCUGCCUAUCAUUUUGAAAACAAGGAUUCCUCUGGAAAAGUGACAGAAUUCAAUCUUAUUGAUGGUGGUGUAGCUGCUAAUAAUCCGGCUUUGCUUGCUAUGGGUGAAGUGACAAAGGCAAUUAACCGGGGCAAUCCUGACUUCAUUGCUAUAAAUCCGGACUAUAAUAGGUUUCUUGUUGUAUCCUUAGGGACUGGUACAGCAAAAGCCGAAGAGAAAUAUGAUGCAGAUGAUGCAGCAAAAUGGGGUGUUUUGGGAUGGUUGACAAGUAAUGGUUCGACUCCACUAGUUGAUGUGUUUACUCAAGCAAGUGGUGAUUUGGUGGACUUCCACAUUUCUACAGUGUUUCAAGCCCUUAACUCCAAAGAAAAUUAUCUUCGGAUUCAGGAUGAUACAUUAAAUGGUACUGUGGCAUCAACCGAUGUUGCAACUAAGCAAAACUUAGAUGAUUUGGUAAAAGCCGGCCACCAAUUGUUGAAGAAACCAGUUUCGAGGGUAAAUUUAGAGACUGGUGUGUAUGAACCUUCUAAUAAUGGUACCAAUGAGGAGGCUCUCAUAAGGUUGGCAGAAAUCCUCUCGAAGGAGAAGCAGCUUCGUGACGCCAGAUCACCACGCCAGCAAGUCGCAAAGUUCAACUGAUAUAUUUGAUUUGAUUUCCUUACAAAAAUUCUACUAAUCAUUUUUUUAAUAUUUUAAAGGCAAAAUUCUUAUUAUUUGACUUGUAUUCAAUUGUAAUUUACCUCUUGUGCGAAUAAAUCGUGGGUGUAUGUCACUUGAUGUAACUCAUUAUACAAUUUUUUUUUUUCAGUAUUUGAAUAAAUUAAGAAUUAUGUAUUGGUA